Messenger RNA from Cimex lectularius (bed bug), 1744 nucleotides. RefSeq lists its product as uncharacterized. The record is from RefSeq and is a predicted model, not a curated record. The coding region runs from base 430 to 1656 and encodes 408 amino acids. NCBI's taxonomy places the organism in Eukaryota, Metazoa, Arthropoda, Insecta, Hemiptera, Cimicidae. The transcript is spliced from 7 exons.
AAGCAAUAGAAUUUACAUUUCCCUCCUGACAAAAUGACCUUUGGAUUGAGUGAAAUCCUUAUGUUUACCAAUUUUCCCAUUUUUCCCCCUUUCUGCACCGACUGUCAUCAUUUCACCCCCCAAAACUUAUAAAAUCAUUUCAUUGACAAAAUUUCCAUUAGAAUUGAAAUUGAGGAGGCAAAGACUUCAACAAGAAAGUAUGGAACUUAUUAAAAUCCUUUAAAAAAUACUUUGGUGAUUAAUUUUACUCAAUAAAUGAUAAACAAAAUCAUGAAUAAGUAACAUAAUUUCUUUGGUUUGUGUUUUGCAUGACUAUUUUUAUCAUCUACCAAGCUGAAAACUUUUUACAAGAUCCACAAGACUUCUUAAGUUGGCUGUUAUGAAUCUUACCCUCUCGACUACACUGGGAAAAACAUUGUCUGGGAGAACAUGGCAAACCACUACCGCCGUCUUUACUGCGCUAAGCCCAAGGUAGACACCAACCUCAGGAAGACUGUCCAGCAGCGUAAAAAUAUAUACUCUGCACAGCAAAAUGCUGUUAGGCCUAACCCUCCAAAACAGAAUUGUACCAAGGACAGUCCGAAAAUAAAUCAGAGCAUGAAAAUUGGGAACAUCACCAUACCAGUAAGGUUCACAGUCAACAAAGCUAUUCAAACUCAAAAUUUCAAUGGUUACAGGCCAAUUGACAAGAAAUCUGUACGGUUUUUGAGGGACAUAACGGAUGAAGCGCUUAAGAGGGGGGCUUACACGGAUUUCACUUUGGAAAGAAUUUUCAUCAAGCAUGACAAGAAGAACAAAUACAAUCUCAGUAAGGCACUGAGAGAGAAAGAACUUAACCAAUUAAGAAGUGAGCUUGGAAUGCCAAUUAAAAUAAAAAACGUAGAAAGUGAACAGAAUGAAAACCGUAAGGCAAAAGACUGUGAACAAACCCAUGCUGAUAACGAGGCUGUUGAUGCGUUGAAUACAUUACUGGUUGAUUCAAAAAUGAAGCAUAACAUACUUGGCUCACUUGGCAUCUCCUCACCUGAAAAUGUUCUAGUUAAGGAUUUCAACGAACCAGGAAGACUUGUAAAAAAUUAUGGUACCGAAAAGGAUGAGAAGAUAUUGAAAAACCAUGUGAGCUUUAAGAAUGUAGAUGUGUCAUCAGAAAGUUCAUAUGAAGAGUCGAUCAAGGAAGAACUUUUGAACGUCUCAGAAAAGGACUUCUUUGCAGACGAGGCUGAAAUAAAAACUUACACUGUCCUCAAAAGACAAUCGCCAGAUGAAAUUAAAAAAAUCGAGAUAAAUGAAAAGGAAUUGCCAUUACAAACAGAGGAAAUAGUGGAAUCUAUCGACAGUUCCAGUAACGAAGAGGCCAAAGACUCCAGUGUAUCAGCCAUAAAAGAAGUGGACAUACCAUCGGAGAGUUCGAACAUUUCAACUAAACAAUCAACAAAUUCUAAAGAGAAAAACGUGGAAGCUACAAUUGACAAAAACGAUGCUGAAAAUCUUGAACAACACCAAGUAUUAAGCGAAGCACAAAGUGAAAAGAAAACAAAUUCCGAUGGUAAAAAUUCAGAAAAUGUUGAUGAUCAGUUAUCUAACAAUGAUGAUAAUGAUGAUUUUCAACCUGAUACAACAAGUGAACUUUCCUCAAUCCACACAGAAUUGGAAUAAAAUAAGCCAUUAUGCUCUUAUUUGGCAAAUAUAAUAAGUAUACUUGUGUAAUAUUAUUAUACAUGAGUUCAAUAUAUAAUGACAUCAA